AUGGUCCCAGAAUGCAGUCUGCCUGUUGGUUCUUUGGUGUCUGGAGUCUCAGUCCAUCCUCUUCUGCGUCUCCACAGCGCAGCGGAAAGUAUGUCGGAAAGGGCCGAUGAUGACGUCAGAGGGGAGCUGCGCCGAGCGGCCAGGCAGCAGCUGAAGCAGAUCCAGAGGGGAGAAGGCUCCACAGCAAUGGCGACUGUUGCGGAGCGGAGAUCCCUGCCUAGCCCUGAAAUAAUGCUGGGACAGCCCUGGAGCAACUGGGCCGACGCUGCCAAACUCCACGGCCACGACGGUGCUGAAUUAGAGGAAAGUUUGAAAGACUUGGGGAAAAAUCGCGAAGCCAUGCGUUUGUCCCGAGAAGAUAUGCCAAUUUUUGGGCAGUGUCCAGCACAAGAUGACUUCUACCUGGUGAUGUGCAGCCACUGCAGUCAGGUAGUGAAGCCCCAAGCCUUUCAAGCACAUUAUGAGAGAAGACACAGCUCAGUCAGCAAACCUGUGUCCACGUCGCCCUUCCCCGUGUCCGGAAGGAACCGCGGCAGUGGCUUUGGGCCUGGGCUAAGCUCUGGAUCCACCGCUGGGGGGAUGAACAACAGACCCUCCUCUGCUGGAUCCCUCCUCUGCUCCUCUUCAGUGCCCUCCUCCAACUCCAAACUGCUUAAACCACCCAAAGAGAAGCUUCCGGGCAUUCCCAGGAGGCCUUCGUUUUACCCGAGGGCUCUACAACCAGAGAAAAUCCUCACCCCGGCUGUCAAGGUGGAGAAGAUUCAUCUGAACAUGGACUCUUCAACAAAGAUGGUGUCGGCUCUGUCUGCUCACACUACCACCUCAUCCUCCUCCACAUCCUCCUCUAGCACUACUGUGAGCGCCAACACUACCCCCAUCACCACCACCUCCUCCUCAUCUGCCCUUAAACCUGGCCUUAACUGUCCCUCCAUACCAAAGCCUCCAUUACCAGCGCCGGGGCAGAUACCCAACGGCAAAGGUCACCUCGCCGUCCUCUCUGACAAGAAGCCGGACAGCAGUGCCAGUAGCAGACGCCCCUUCAACAAGAAAGUGACAGAACGUGAGUUUAAUCCGGAUAUCCACUGUGGUGUUAUGGAUUUGUCUGCUCGCAAAACAUGCACGAGAUCGCUAACAUGCAAGACACAUUCUUUGAGCCAGCGGAGGGCAGUGCCAGGGCGGAGGAAGCGCUUCGACACGUUACUGGCGGAGCACAAGAGCAGAACGAGAGAGAGGGAACGGGAGCGAGAGAAAGAAAAGGAGAAGGAGCUCCAUCAGACGCAGCAGAGUGCUCCUCUCAGGGAAACUGCUUCACACCCCCCCUCUGCUCUCGACCCGCAUCAGGCGGCUCAUGGGAACGGUCCUGUUCCUGAGCCCAACAAGCAUCUGCCUGCAGGAAAGCAAAAGUUCUGCAGCCCCAGUCUUCCACGACUAAACAGUGGCCAUGGAGCGGGCGCAUCAGGAGACACCGCAGCUGUUCACGAUUCAUCACACCCACAAACUGCGUCGGAUGUGUUUUCACGACCCUCCAGUGAUGAGGGCGAAAACGAGGAGAAGGAGGAGAAUGUGGACAAGUUAGACUGUCACUAUUCGGGCUAUCACCCUCGACCAGCAUCUUUUUGUACUUUUGGAAGCAGACUGUAUGGAAGAGGUUGUUAUUCCUUCGACCGGCGGUGGGACACAGCGCGCUGUGCUCUAACCACAAUGAUGGACAAACAUGUUAACUCUCAGAUGUGGAAAAAAAUUCCCUUUGCCUUGGAGAACCCCUCCUCUGUUGCACCUUCCCAUCGGGCAAGCACAAACUACCAUAGUAGCACUCCCUCAUCAGGCUUCCUGGGCCCCCCUGCCCCUUUGCCCCAGUCCCCUUAUAGCCAGUCCUAUGAUGGCAAGUCAGUGCUGUCCUAUGGAACCACCUUAAAUGCCCGCAGCUCCCCUCAGAGCGGGGCUGAACACCCGGCCUAUGGCACCACGCAGGCCCGACAAGUGUCUUCGUCGCCGCAGAUGCCUUCAGCCCAUUCAUCUUCACCUUCUGCUCCACACCUUGCCUCAGGCCGCUCUCUCAAGUCGCGCUCCUCCAGCAGCAACACUACCAGGUCGUCAUCGUUCAGACCCAAAGACAUCCCCUCUGGUUCUCCAACGCCUGCCACGCCGAACCCUACAGGCGGCGGCGGUAGCAUAGGAGCCAACAGUAAUAGUAGUAGCACUAACUUGAGUUUGGGGAAGAAAAGAAAAAAUAGCUCUCUUAUAACUUCCUCCCAUGGCUCAUCUGAAUCCUCUAAUGCCAACUGCUCCUCUUUCAAAAAGAACUGUGCGAAUGUGGGCAGCUCAGGAAGCACUUUCCACCACAGCUCACUCGGGCCCUCGUCAUCCUCAUCCACUCACAGCGGCGUUCACAGUGUGGGCCUCAACUGUGGGCCCACCGUGCGGACCAACUCCCUCAGCCUCAAGGCUGAUGCGUCUGGGGCAUCGACCGGGGGCUCGUCGGGGCCUUCUGCCCGAGGCCCUCCAUCAGGCAGCCCCGCAGAGUCCAUCAAGCGCAUGAGCGUAGUGAUGAACAGCAGUGACUCCACUCUGUCUCUCGGACCCUUCGUCCAUCACCAGUCGUCUUCAUCAGAGCAUCACACCAGCUUCAGUCAUCACGCCGAUGGUCGUCUGGACGGAAAGAAGCGCAAAACCUCCCCCGCAUCCAGCGCUGUUACCAGUGCAGGUCUCGGAGGAGGCGGCGGAGGACCCGGCAGGCCCAAGAUGUCCAAGUCGCCUGCGAUCAACAACAUCCAUGGGAAGCAUGGACGGAGCAUUCCAGGCACUCCAGGGCUACCUAACAAUUCACAUCAGCCAAAGGCUCGUCCUUGA
Knipowitschia caucasica is the source of this 2850-nucleotide messenger RNA. Lineage: Eukaryota; Metazoa; Chordata; Actinopteri; Gobiiformes; Gobiidae. The record is from the annotation of a GenBank genome assembly.